Castor canadensis (American beaver) is the source of this 579-nucleotide messenger RNA. NCBI's taxonomy places the organism in Eukaryota, Metazoa, Chordata, Mammalia, Rodentia, Castoridae. The record is from RefSeq and is a predicted model, not a curated record.
AUGGGGAAGACAGAGACACCCUGCUCAGAGGCACAGCCCAACAACUGUGGGACACCUCCUCAGCGCCCCCCACAACUAUCCACAAAGGCUUGUGAGAGCCAAGGCCACCUUCUCCAGUUUGACCGACAAGCCCCUGGACGCAUUUCCACCUCUCCCACUCUGAGGAGAUUACGGGGGAGCGGCUGGGAGACUUCGCACUGGUUACCCCAGCAAGAUGCCCUGGAAGUGCCCACCUGGGGAAGUUGGAAAGAGUCCACAGGUUGCCUUUCCAAGAGUUUCCCUGGAAGUCCAAAGGGUUCCUCCCAUACUCUGUCACACUUGAGACUCUGCUCAAGGCCCCCCUCUGACCCUGAAAUGGUCCUCAACGCAGCUGACUCUGUCAGGCCCGAAGUCAGGCCCACCGAUGAGGAUGUGUUUCCUGUGCUCAACAGUGAGGGGUCUCUUUUCCAGCCUUCUCCUUCAGGGCAAGAAGAUAUCACAGUGUCCAGCCCCACACCACGGUACCCUAGUCCUCAGGGAGAAGAAUUACAUCGCUCCAGGUGUGUAUGUACUUUUCUCCAGAGCGGUAACAGCUGUUGA